This is a messenger RNA of Hymenoscyphus albidus, 296 nucleotides long. NCBI's taxonomy places the organism in Eukaryota, Fungi, Ascomycota, Leotiomycetes, Helotiales, Helotiaceae. The record is from the annotation of a GenBank genome assembly.
AUGGAUACCCUGUUAGGAUACGAUCUUGUGCGAAAGGAAGUUAGUGUUGGUUCAGACUUUGAAGGUGAGUUGGCGUCUCUCUCCCUGGGUACUUCGUAAGUGGAUAUUCCUCCACGGCGACGUUGCUGUGAGGCUCAUGUGAGCCAUGAUAUCAACCAAAUAGCACAAUUCUUACUAGCACGAUUCCAUUGAAAUCAGAUCCUCAAAGUUGGGACAAAGCGAGAAGGGCACAUAGUGUUGUUCAGAUCCAAUUCUCAAAAUUGGAACAAAGCGAGGAGGCACUGACAACUACAUGA